This is a messenger RNA of Globicephala melas (long-finned pilot whale), 3804 nucleotides long. It is a transcript of the gene GASK1B, whose product is annotated as golgi associated kinase 1B. The record is from RefSeq and is a predicted model, not a curated record. Lineage: Eukaryota; Metazoa; Chordata; Mammalia; Artiodactyla; Delphinidae. Gene Ontology annotation, cellular component: Golgi apparatus.
CAUCUUAAAAGUGGGUUGUCAGCAGCCAGUGAACAAGUACCCGUUUUGCUUUGCAAUCAGGAGUUUUCAAGGGAGCUUUGAAAGCAGAGCUGAAAUAUUUGAAAUGUGGAACACUCUCGACCAUGAAAUAUGUUCUACUUACAUGCCUCAGCCUUUAAUAGUUCUUUGCAUUAGAGUCAGGGAUUGCAUUCUUCCUGGGGCCAAGCACGGGGCCAGCUGUGUAAGAACUAGCCAGACUUCUCCUCGGGGAGGCUGUCGGGGUUUAGAAGGUCUGUUGUGGCCAGUGUCAGAAGCCUGCCCGGCUCCAUCACCAGCCCUUAACUUCCUCCUCGACCCACUGGAGACCACGUAGACACCUGAGUGGAGGCGACAGCUGCGUUCAGCAAACCAUGCAUCAUGCCAGAAGGAGCCAACGGCAGACUUUAAACUCUGUGCAGCAUGUGGACGAAGCUCAGAAAUGAGCUGUCCGGACAAGCCAGGGCAACUCAUAAACUGGUUCCUCUCCUCCCUGUGCGUCCCGAGGGUGCGGAAACUCUGGAGCAGCCGGCGCCCCAGGACCAGGAGGAACCUCCUGCUGGGUACGGCCUGCGCCAUCUACCUGGGCUUCCUGGUGAGCCAGGUGGGGCGCGCCUCUGCCCCGAACGGAGGGCGCGCGCGCAAGGGGCCGCACUGGAGCCGAGCCACCGCCGAGGCCCCCUUCCCUGAGAUACCCCUGGACGGCACGCUGGCCCCUCCCGAGUCCCAGGGCAAUGGGACCACGCUGCAGCCCAACGUGGUGUACAUCACCUUGCGCUCCAAGCGCAGCAAGCCCGCCAGCAUCCGUGGCACCGUGAAACCCAAGCGCAGGAAGAAGUAUGCGGUGGCUUCUCAGGCCCCGGGACCCGGGACUUUGGUCGGACCGUCCCUUCGGCCUCAGGAAGCUGCAAGGGCAGCUGAUGCUGAAGUGCCCGGGCACGUCCGGGGAGGAAACCUGGCCAAGGCUGGGGAGCGACCCUGGGGGUGGAUGCAGGGUGUGGGAGCGCAAGGUGGGGACGCAGAUGUGCAGCUGCCCCGGGCCGAGGGAAGCAACAUCAGGAUCUACAGCGAGAGCGCCCCGUCGUGGCUGAGCGGAGAAGACAUCGGCCGGAUGCGCCUGCUGGCCGACGGCACGGUGGCGGGUCUCCAGCCGGCCUGGCCCAGGAGCAGAGCGCGCCUGCUGGUGUUGCAGGGGACCGGCCGGCCCGCGGGGCCCGCCUGCGGCCCCAGCCCCUGCGGGCUGCUCAAGCAGCCUCUGGACAUGAGCGAGGUGUUUGCCUUCCACCUGGACAGGAUCCUGGGACUCAACCGGACCCUGCCUUCUGUGAGCAGGAAAUCCGAGUUCAUCCAAGAUGGCCGCCCAUGUCCUUUCAUUCUCUGGGACUCAUCCUUAUCUCCAACGAGUAAUGAGACCCACUCUUCUGUUAAGCUCACCUGGGGAACUUAUCAGCAGUUGCUGAAACAGAAGUGCUGGCAGAAUGGCCGCGUACCCAAACCUGAAUGGGGCUGUACUGAAAUACAUCACCACGAAUGGUCCAAGAUGGCUCUCUUUGAUUUCUUGUUACAGAUUUAUAAUCGCUUGGAUAUAAACUGCUGUGGGUUCCGACCUCGGAAGGAAGAUGCCUGUGUACAGAGUGGACGGAGGGCGAAGUGCGACAACCAGGAUGCCGUGGCUCUAGCCCACAUUGUCCAGCGAAAGCAGGACCCAAGGCACUUGGUCUUUAUAGACAACAAGGGUUUCUUUGACAGAAGCGAAGAUAACUUGAACUUCAAACUGUUAGAAGGCAUCAAAGAGGUCGCAUUCAAGCCCUAUUCUCAGCACCUUCCCUUGCUGGCGGACCCUUGGAGCUGGUCUUCAGACGAUCUUCUCUUCAGUGUCCCCUCUGUAGCCCUGAGUGCCUCCCCUGGUCCUGCACAUUCAGUGUACGCUUGGACCCUCAUGCGUCUCCACGUCUGCCUGCUGGAUUUGGGCUUUUUAAGAUCGCUUUACGUCUCAAUAAUCAGCACAUUAAUGAAAAAUUGGCCUAACAGAAGUCUGGAGAUCCAGACUCUACUUUCAAAUAACUCUUUGUCAAGUUGCCUUAUAGCUUGUCUUAUCCAUGUGGCAUAUUGCAUUUUAAAAUGCUUUUUAUGGAAUAUACCAUCUUAUCCAAAUUUGUGAAAUUGAUGCUGGGAAUUCCAUGGUCCUCAGAAGCGGCUUUAAUUUUGCAUCUCAAGCUACACCGUUUUGGGGUAGCUUUGUCCUCCCACUAGUGGGUCUGAUUGUAAGGUCCAGGAACACAUGUUUAUUUUAGUCACCUUUGCUUUUCAACAAUGUAUUUUGUUUUGGAAUCAGUGAAUAAUUCAUGCUGUAUUAUUUUUGAAUAAUGGAUGACUGAGGGCCAGGCUUUUCAUUCUAAUAAGUAAUACUCUGCUCUUACUGGAACUAAGGGAACACUCUGUGCCUUUCAGGUAUACUCACUAUGCUGUGGUUUGGUUCACGUCGCACGUUAUGGCGUUUAUUUGUAACCUGACAAAUUUGAAACAGAGCAGUUUACCUGGGCAGACAUACAAAAGCUUAUUCUUCUGUGAUUAUUUUUUUAGCUGAUAUUAUGAAAAUAAAUAUCUAAAAAAUGUAUAAUAAAAAUAUUAGAAAUGAAAGAUGUGUGCUUUUUAUUCUGUAGGUGGUUUUUUUGUUGUUGUUUUGGUUUUGUUUUUGUGUUUUUGUAGAUGGGCUGCUUUUCAGAAGUGAAGUCUAGGAGAAUGUUUGCUGCCUUCAUUCAUGAUAAAAGAAACAACUGAACAGUCAAACAUUAUACUGGAUUGUGUUUGUGUAUGCAUGUAUUUGAUAUCAUUAACAGUGAUUUCAUGACUUCUGUUGGUGUACGUUUAGCAUCGUUUUAGGUGGUAUGAAAAUUAGGUAACAGGUAUCAUAAACUAGAAGAAAACACUAAUUUAGGGUUUUCUUUGCUUUGGGUGAGUCUUACCAUUAUGUUUAAAGUUUUCUUUAUAGUAUUCAUAUUUAUUAAGCUUAUUAGGCACCUGGGGAGCUUAUUGAAAUAUAAAGUGUUUUAGACUUAUGCUCAAAAUAUUUAUAAUCCCUGAACUUGUGUAAUAGCCUGUUUAUACCAUUGUACUUUUAAAUAUACAUUAAAUUACAGCUAAUGACUAAAAUAACCUAGUUGUAGAUUCAUCUACAGACUGUCUUAUGAAAUUCUAAUGUUUAUCUUAGCACAGAACAACUAAUGCCCAUUUAGGGCACUAGUCUGAAAAUAUGAUAUGGGAAUUGUACAUGGGUCAAAUAAAGAUGAUGAAGACCUUUCUCUAAAAACUAAAUAGUGUCAUCAAGAAUUAAGAACUUUCAUGAAUGAAAGAUGAUUUGACUUGUCAGAGAAGUUUCCGGACACUUGGAAAUAGCCAGAAGUGUUCUUUCAGUGCAAGGCUGGGCUUGAUUUUUUAUUGAAUGGACUAUUUAACAGUGCUCUAAAGCAGAGGUUAACUUGUCAAUUUUUAUCCCAGGGAGAUGCAAAUCAUUUCUGUCUGGUGGAAGAGACAACCCUAAUGGUUUUACAGUUUAUUACCUUGUUGGACAUUAACCAGUUUUUAUAUCUAGUCCAACCAUCUUAUCCUAACAUAGCCUGUAAAUAUUUAGCUUUGAAAUACUCUUUGAAAUGAUCUUACCAUCUUACUGGUUCCCUUGUUAGUUAAUUAUUUGAAUAAAAUCUUUGACAUAUGUUCAUUUUACAUUUGCACAGGAGUUGCAGUUCUACCUUUUUGAAAAUUUUGCUUUAAUAAAUUUUUGACUGCAGA